GCCGGACGCCGCACCGGGGGUUCACCCGAGCGUUUACUUUUUUUUUGCGCCCCGAGAUGGCAUGAAUGAGGAAGGAAUCAUGGAAGACGUGAAACCCGCUUUCAAUAACGGGCAGGUCGUAUUUGGAUCUAUGCUAGUGGAUUCCAACUCUGCCACGCCUUAUUCUGAUGCUACCAAGACGAAGAAGCACCGUCCGAAUCACAUAAAGCGGCCGAUGAACGCGUUCAUGGUGUGGUCGCAGCUGGAGCGGAGGAAGAUCUGCGAAGUUGCACCUGAACUGCACAACGCAGAGAUAUCCAAGCAACUUGGGAGGCGGUGGAAGCUCCUCACGGAUGGCCAGAGGAAACCUUUCAUCGAAGAAGCCGAGAGGCUUCGCCUCCUGCACUCUCAGGAGUACCCAGACUAUAAAUAUAGACCCCGCAAGAAACCCAAGAACAAGGAUGAAUCUCAGGAACAUACCAAGCAAUCUCAGGUCAAGAAGAGGAGCCAUCAUAGGUAUGAGAGCGGGAAGAAGCAAGGAACGGGGCCUGGGAACGGGAUCCAGACGAGCAAACUCGUCCUGUCAACACAAGCGAACCUGAGAGAGGUGCCUCAUGGGGCCCAAGUGACCCAUAAGGUGCCGCCGUCUCCGACGGGCUCCGAGACACCGAGUUCCCCUGGGUCUCUCCACCUUUACGAGGAUGGGAUCCCCCCUGGUGGGUACCCACCCCCGUCUGCACUCCUCACGCCGGCUUCUUUAUCUCCGGCUUCCCCGCCUACCCCGCCUCUGCCCACCUUCUCGUCCCUGAAGAGCCCCCUGGAGCCUCUGGAUGUCCCGUUGGAACUGGACGCCCUGUGGCAGGGCAACUACCUCACGGAUCCCACCUGCAACAACCUGGACGUGAACCUAAUCGAUAUGGACGGGCUCUUCGAUUCCCAGGCCUUCCCAUCCGUCUUGCUGAAUUCUCUGUGAGAUAUUUUUCCCCCAUCUCUUCUGUGCCACUCUCAUCAUACACACAUUCCUCAAUAUUUGUCUCUUCCUUGGAUGACUGGAUCUGUCAUUUGCAUCGGAUCCCUUCAUCCAAGGACUUCCCUCCCAUUUCCAAUGAUUUCUCAAUGCACCUUUGAUCUCAGAUAGUCCUCGAUGUGUUGGAUCUGAAAUUUUUUGUCUCUAAAUUUCUUUUUUUUUCUGUAUUAUGCAAACACGUGCCCUCGCGUGUUUCCAUCUCGGUGCUAUACAGAGAUUGUUUAUUGUGUGUCUGUUAAACGUUCUUUCCAUGAACCCGAGAGCAAUGUAAGGUCUGUGAAUCAGAUGUUAUUUCUCUAGAGGAGGAGUUCCAAAGGGAUUUUAUUUAGACGAUACUUGCUUUGUUUCCACUCUCACUCUUUAGCAUUUAGUCAAGGAUGCAUGAUUUCUUGUGUGAAGAAAAUCUUAAUCCUCUUUUGUCGGGACCAAACCCCGUCUUCCAAUCGCCAUUCCCACCAAAUUGCAAACCUGAAAUUGAAUAUUUUCUUUUUUUAUUUGUCGCUUUUGGAGACGUCAUAUUAUAUACAGCUCAACCAAAGUGUGUCUUCGAAGGAAAGGCGAUGUCCUUUUUCCCUCUCUCUCUUUAUCUUUUCCGAGAUAUUUGUUGGAUCUUUUGUGUUGUUUUUUUUUGUAUAGAAUUUGUUCAGCCGC
Molecule: messenger RNA, 1657 nt
Organism: Darwinula stevensoni
Lineage: Eukaryota; Metazoa; Arthropoda; Ostracoda; Podocopida; Darwinulidae
Source: the annotation of a GenBank genome assembly